GCAACAGUUGCUGUUAUGACAACCAGCUUUAAAAGUUGGAUGAAUGGCUCCGAAGAAGCAGCAGCGGUGGGUUUCCUCCUCUGAAGUGCCGCAGAAGUGUCUGAAAUGCUCCGUACAGCUGAACAUCCAGGCAGUCACAUGCCCAGGAGUGCUGCUCACUAAGAAGAAUGAUGUCUACCUCAGUGUGUGCAUCAUGGGCCAGUACAGGAAGACCCCCUGUUUGCCGCCGGUCUUCCCCUUACGCUUUCUGCACAAAAUGGUUUUUGUCAAGACUUUCCCCGCCGUUGUUGACCCUGCUGAUGUAGCCGACCUCCUCGAAGCUGACACUACAUCUUUCGAGCUGAUUCAGUUGGUGCCUCCAGAAGGUGAGAUCUUAGCCACAAUGAAGGAAAGCAGCAGAAAUUUCCUGUAUCCUGGUCCCAGACUGAGCUCCAGAGAAGGAGCUGCAGAGAGAGAGAUGCUGAUGAAAAGAUCCUCCUCCUUUCCCGGAAUCUCCCCAAAAGUGGAGUUUACCACAACAUCAGUCAUAGAGGAGAGUGAUGGAGGAGACAGCUGGACUGCCUUCCCUCAUUCUCUUUCUCCAGUAAGGCCAUCUUCAACCCCAGCAAAGAAGUCAUCCAGUGGGCAUUUUUCCAUAACAGAUAAUUUGAACCGUGUCUCUGUGAGAGGUGGGAAGGAAAAGCUAAAUGCUGACCCUGGAACUGCAAACUCUGCAACAUCCAGAUGCUGUCCUGUUUCAUCCUCGUCUGGCUGCAGCCCUCAAAAAAACAAGAAGGAAAGAAAACACACUGCGACCAGACUUUCUGUGGACUGUGGCUACCAGCAGCCCACGGUUUCCUCCAGGACAAGAGCCCUGUCGCCUUAUACGCACCGCAAGAUGUGCCAGCUUUCUGAGGACGCCAGGCAGAGGCUCCACCACCUCCAGCUGGGGCCUCACCACUUCAGGAAGGAGACCGAGAGCCAGCCGCCCUUCCUGGUCUCUCGUUGCAGUAACAUCUCCUGGAUGGAAACACCGUCUUCCUCUGCAGGGAAUACUAGUUUACGUCGACACUCCGUCAGCUUCUCUGCUGAUCACACAGAUUCUUCAUUCCUCAGGAGUUACAGACCAAGAACAUCCAGAGUGGAAUCAGGUUCUGUGAAGGUUCAGUCGCCUCUGGAGACCCCGACUAAACAUGAACCGAAGAUCAAAAGCCCUGCAAGAGGUUCUGCCUCGGCUCAGUCCAGCCUGGCGCUGUCACACUCCAGAAGCCCUCUGAAUGUCAGCAGCCAUUCCCUCAGAGAAAGGUUUCAGACCAGUCAGCCCAGUCCGUCCUACUGGGAGCAGAUCCACAGUCGAGUCCAGAGGAUCCUGCAGAGCCAUAAAACCAACUGGGACCAACAAGUCCUGUGUCCUGUGCUUGAUCUCUCCAUGGAUGUCUCUGCAUGUGGAGCUCCAUGUCUCUGAUCUCCAGCCGCUGGCCUCACCACCUGCUGUCCUACUCUCCUCACCCCAACCUCUCCUGCUAUCCCUCCCCCUCAUCCCCACUCCAACCCAGCCGGUCGAGGCAGAUGUCCUCCCUCCCUGUUCCCUGAGCCUGGUUCUGCACCCCCCACCCCACUAGGGCAGGGAUGUCAAACAUGAGGCCCGCGGGCCAAAAGCGGCCUGCCAGAGGGUCCAAUUCGGCCCGUGGGAUGACUUUGUAAAGUCUAAAAAUUAUAGAGAAUUGUACAUUUGUCAAACUGUAAAUUUAAAAUAAGUCCCAGACCAUGACAAGUUGUUUUGAUCAUAAAGUAAAAUACUAGAUUGCUUAUUGUUCUUUUGUGCCUUUUUUUUGCUGAUUUUUGUCUUGUAUUUUUGGUCUGACUUUGGUCAUUUGUCUCAUGUUUUUGUUGUUUUGUUUCUCAUUUUUGCUGGUUUAUGUUUCCUUUUUGUCUUGCUUGUGUUUUUUGUCUUAUUUUUGUCAUUUUGUGUUUCGCUUUAUUCAUUAUUUUUUGUCUCAUUUUUGUUGUUUCGUGUCUUUUUUUGUCUGGCUUGUGUCAUUCGUCCAUUUUUUGUUGUUGCUUUGUGUCUCAUUUUUGUAAUAUUUUGUCUGACUUUUGUCAUUUUUUAAAAAAUGGAUGCAAAUUCCAAAUCAUUUCUAGAUCUUGAUAAGUUGAUUUGAUCAUAAAGUAAAAUAAUAUAUUGUUCAGUUCCAGACACCUGCGACUAAAUGUUUUGUGCCUUUGUAGAUACACUCUGAUCUGGAAGUUGUAAUACACAUGUAAAUGAUAAACUGAGGCAUAAUGUUUUUGAAAUUGAAUUUAUUUUUUAAAGAAAUUUUAGGUUGUUCCCGAUGUUUUGUAAAAAGAUAAUUUCUUAAAUGUGAACAUUUUCAGAAUGUACUUUUUUGCACUAAAACAAAGGAAAAAUUUGGAACGGUGGGUAUAUUACAGGUUAUUACGCUCUGAUUUUUCUGGUGCUGCCCACUUGAGAUCAAACUGGGCUAAAUGUGGCCCCUGAACUAAAAUGAGUUUGACACCCCUGCACUAGGGGGGUUUUCGGUUCCUUUCCACCAUCACUGACUGCUGCUUAUAGGAAAUCCAAAAGCAACUUUGGAUUUUUGUGUUUUGUUUUCUGUUCUUUCUGUAAAGCGCUAUGUGAUGACUUGUGUUGUAAAUAUGCGGUGUACAAAUAAAAUAAAAUUAAAUCGAAUUGAAUUGAAUAACCUCACACUGAACACCACUAAAACAAUGGAGAUGAUAUUGGACUUCGGGAGGAAGCAUGACACAGAACCCUUCCAUAUCAAAGGAGUAAAGGUGGAAAGAGUUCAGACUUUUAAAUUUCUGGGAGUCCAUGUUUCUGAGGACAUCUCCUCUUCUGGGUUUAUAUCAUCCACAGCAAUACCAGUCUAACAUUGUUCAAGCUGUGGUCCUUAUAAGAUCCCUCUGCCCUAUCAUCUGUCCAUAAACUGUAUCUUUCCUCCACAUGAUGUGUGUGUGAGAAAUGGUCCUAACAAGAACCAUCUCCCCUCCCCCACCUGCUCCAAUCACACCUAUGUAGUGAUUUCAGGUUAAAAAAAAUUUUUCCUUCCUACAACAAUGUAGGAAGGAAAAGAUAAUUAUUAAACUAAACAAACCAACACAACCUGAACUGUGUGUGAUAUAACUAAAUAAACAAAACACAAGAGCAAACUAAAGUGGCCAGAACAAAAGAGAGCGAGACUUUAAAAUGGCCGCCCACUUAUAUGUACCACCUCCACCACCUUUAGAUGCAGGAUGCUUGAAUGCUACAGAGUUAGAGAUAGGAGAAUUUUAGUGAGACUGUCACACAGUUCUCCUUCUUUCGAUUAUGCUUUUAAGCAAGUAUUCAGACUGAUUUCACCAUUUUAUAUCACAGCUUCAAUGCUUACUGUACUGUGUGUGAAUGGUAAUGCAGUGUGUUGGAUGUAUGCAUACCUGCUAAUGUCUCUACUUCAGGAGACUUAUGGGUUCAUAUCACCCACAGCAAUACCAGUCUAACACUGUUCCAGCUGUGGUGCUUAUAAGACCCUUCUGUCCUAUCAUCUGUCCAUAGACUGUAUCUUCCACAUGAUGUGUGUGUGAGAAACGGUCCUAACAAGAACCAUCUCCCCUCCACCACCUGCUCCUAACCCAAAACACUUAUUUCAUCUGCCUACACUUCCACAAAGAUCACGAACAUCACCCAGCCUUUCACCAACUGCAUCAAUAAAAGUGGGGUGGGAAUACAAAUGCUAACUGCUAAUCCAACCAGCAUUGCCACGUUCAACUGACCCAGGCCCAUUUAGGAGAUGCUCCAGGUAGUGAACAGUGUCGAUGCUAACAUUUAGUUAGCUGCUAAUGCUAACUGCUAAUUCAACCAGCACUGUCACCUUCACCUAUAACAUUGCUCAAGCUGUGGUCCUUAUAAGACCCAUCUGCUGUAUUGUUUGUCCAUAAACUGUAUGUAUGUAUCUUUCCCCCCACAUGAUGUGUGUGUGAAACGGUCCUAACAAGAACCAUCUCCCCUCCACCAGUGAUUUCAGUUAAAAAAAAUAAAAUAAAAUAAAAUAAAAUAAAAUAAUAAUAAUAUGAUAAUAAUUUCUUAUCUGUUCAUGACAAUGGCUUGUAAACAGCUGUAUUUUUGUUGUGUUUAUUUUUUUAUGGUUACCAUUUUUAUGUAUUGAUUUGGAAAUUUGUGGCCCUCCAGUAUCUCUGUUGCUCUUUAUAACUGCGCGCGGAGUUACUCUGGCGUGUGCUGUGUCAUAAAACCCGUGCUCCUGCUUGGCUCCACACCUGCUCUGUCAUCUAGUUCAGACCGGAUUACUGCUCUACACGCGCACCGCGGCGGUGUUAAUACUGGACAUGGUGAGUUAUUUUUGCUUCAUAAUAAUGUGCUGUUCAUUAUACUUGCAUGCGGUUUUCAUACGUAAGUUAAAGCAACGUAACUAACGUAGCUAACUGUGUGUCGAUGUGCUCAAACUUCACGAUGGUGAUUAGCUAGCGGCUAAUGUUACGUUCGCUAACGGUUAGCGGCUAACGUCAAGUACUCCAGAGGGCUGUACUAAGAAGCCAGUUCAACAUAGACGGGCUUUCUUUGUGUAACUCUGCUCAAUAAAACCUAAAGCUAGCCUUAGUUAGAGUUAACGAUUAUCACAAAGGUGGUUAUCAGUUUUCUUUGUCAGGCGUUCUUCUUCAGAUCCUGUGCGCGUUCCCAUGAAAGUGGCCGUUUUAGCGCGUCAUGUGCCGCUUUUCCAGCACAUAAUGAACCGAAAGUGUGCAGCUGCUUCAGUCAGCAGGUUAUUAUGAGAACAAUGAUGAAUAUAAAAUAUGUGAUGGCAUAAAUAGGGUGACCAGACGUCCCGAUUUACCCGGGACCAUCCCGUUUUUGAGCCCUGCGUCCCGUGUCCCAGCGGAUUUUACUACCCCCAUUGUUUUGUCCCGUUUUUAUACAAGCGCGGUCCCGGGCGUCCUGGCUUUUUCCUUCUUCCCCUCUUCAAUCAACACGCACCACACUACAUGUUAUUAGCCAAAAUAGUGCAUUAUGGUUAAAACGUGUUGUCUUUGGGCCAUGUAUAUGUCAAUCAAAGUGUUGUCAUGGUAAUUUAUAUAUGAACCUAUUAAAAAACUUGUCGGCCCUCCGUGUGUCUGUAUCUUGAUGCUCAUUGGUCCGUGGUGUUGUGUUUAUACGUUCACAACAGCCAGCUCCACGCCGCGGCUCGAAUGAAUCAGUUCACCGGCACAACAUGCCAAAAAGAAAAUCGAGGCUAACUACAGAGCUCCUGGAGCAAUACAGCUUUUUAAGAAAAGUUUCGGGAAACGAAAAUGCAGCAUUUUGUUCACUGUGUAAGUGUGAGUUUUCCGUUUCUCAUGGUGGAAAAGCCGACGUGCAGAGCCACAGCAAAACUAGCAAACACAAGAGGUGGGAACAGGCGGGAAGUAGCUCUGUUAGCGCAUUUUAUGGACCUGCAGCUGCUGGCGAUCAAGAACUUAAACGUGCUGCUCAGAAGGCCACAUUUGCCUACCACCUGGUGAGACACAAUCAAAGCUUUCGUUUCGUUUCGAAAAAAUGCGCUCCACAGGGGCAUUUGUGCCAGGAAUCCUGGCACAAAUGCCCCUGUGGAGCGCAUUUUUUCAAUAAUGAACAAUACAUGGACUGAUGAGAGAAACCGCAUGUCGUUGGACACUUUGAAAGCACUGCUUAUUACUCGGGUUAACAUUCAUGUUAGCUGCUCUGAGUUUUAUGAAAGCAUAACUCCAAACCAUAGCUUCCUUAAAAAGGUACACUCAAGUUUGAAGUAUUAAAGUGGAAUAGAAUUCCCAUCUUCAUUACAUAAGUGCACAUUUUGAUUGUUUUGUUCACCUGUUUUUGUGGUGAAAUGUUUAAUGGUUUAAAUUCCACUUAAUUUACCAAUUAUUUUACUUCCAUAAUAUAUUGAGAGUCAAAUGUGUUCAUGCUGUAAAACAUUCAUUGACUUCAAUAAAUUUCUUCUUGCAGAGAA
Molecule: messenger RNA, 5957 nt
Organism: Amphiprion ocellaris (clown anemonefish)
Lineage: Eukaryota; Metazoa; Chordata; Actinopteri; Pomacentridae
Gene: spata6
Product: spermatogenesis associated 6
Exons: 12
Coding region: 44-1444 (466 amino acids)
Biological process (GO): spermatogenesis
Molecular function (GO): myosin light chain binding
Source: RefSeq, a predicted model, not a curated record